This is a messenger RNA of Carica papaya (papaya), 1080 nucleotides long. RefSeq names its product Mitochondrial transcription termination factor family protein. Gene Ontology annotation, biological process: regulation of DNA-templated transcription. Gene Ontology annotation, molecular function: double-stranded DNA binding. Lineage: Eukaryota; Viridiplantae; Streptophyta; Magnoliopsida; Brassicales; Caricaceae. The record is from RefSeq and is a predicted model, not a curated record.
GCUAUUGGGCACAAUGUAAUGAGAGGACGGUGUAAUUAGAUUCUCGGAUAUACGGACCAGUACAUGUGGCGCUGCCAUACUCACACUCACAGUGAACCCGACCCGUCUUCCCCUGGUUUUCUUUUCUCUCCCUCUGCGACUGGCAAAUAGAAGGACAUCCUCUUAAAGGACCUCCGUGUAUAGGUAUUUCUCAGUGUCGUGAUGCUGGGAAAAUCACUAGCUUCUCCUCUGUUUACAUUGGAUUCUGCAACACGUUUUUGCUAUCCUACUCCUGAUCUUGCAAAUGCCACAACGAGUGCCAUGUCGUUUGACCUCAACUUGUGCAGUGGUUUUCCACCAACUGUAGUCCGAGGAGCUUGGAUAUCUCAUAUAUCGAUGAAGAAAUUCUCCUCACCAAAUGUGCUGUGCCAUUCAACAGUGCAAGUGGAAAGUAAAACAUUAAGUGAUGAAGAUGGAGAGACAUGGGAAGCAUGUAAGGAAGCAUUGGCUUCACUUAGUUUUAGCACGGAGGAGAGAGAUAAGAUACUUAGAAAAGCAUUUGGUUACGUCCAUUCACCAUAUUGGAGCGAAGAACGUAAAAAAGAAGUUCCAAAGGUUGAAAUAAUAAAUGAAAUAUUGGACUAUUUGAGGAGUCUAAGCCUCUCGGAUGAUGAUCUAUACAAGUUACUCAAAAAGUUUCCAGAAGUUCUGGGGUGUAGUCUUGAGCAUGAGAUGAAAAUGAAUGUGCAGAUCCUAGAAAAAGACUGGGGGAUAGAAGGUAAGUCCCUAAGAAAUCUUCUUCUCCGAAACCCAAAAGUUUUAGGCUAUAAUGUGGAUUGCAAAGGAGAUUGUAUGGCGAAAUGUACUCGUUGUUGGGUUCGGUUUUAGUCUUUCAAUUCCUUUUUACCAGGCAAAAGGAGCCUCAUUAUGUUGAUUACCUUCUGAAUCUAAUUAGCCUUUUUGUAUAUUUGUAGUUUUACAAAUGACAACUCGGUUAGAAUGCUGAGUAUAUACAUAUAUAUGUGAAUAUGUAUUGGGUUAUCACAUGGUGUGUGGAACUGAAAUGAAGUCUGAAUUGGAAGGUGGUAAGGAUAUUAUGCA